This is a messenger RNA of Protopolystoma xenopodis, 909 nucleotides long. The record is from the annotation of a GenBank genome assembly. NCBI's taxonomy places the organism in Eukaryota, Metazoa, Platyhelminthes, Monogenea, Polystomatidea, Polystomatidae.
GCCUGUCUUCAGCGUCUAAACCAGCUACAGUCUCGUUGGGAAUGGGUCAAAACAAUGACUGAGGCGAAUCAACGCCAUCUGGAGCAGCGUUUUCGGCAGGCUACAGAGGCUGCUAGUCAGUCGUCCGCCUCCAAAGUUCCUGAGGUUGAGGCCGUCAGUCCGACGAUGGCGGCUGCCUCGACGACGUCGACCGAUGCUCUUCUGGCCCGACGGACCAGCUAUACGCAUUUGAUUGGCAACAGUCUGGACGACGUGCACGAGGUCGAUGAAGAGGUGGAGAAGGCUGCUGAAGAGGAGCUGGAGGCCGACGAGGAGGAAGAGGGAGGCUGGGAAGAGGCGGCAGCGCUGGACGGUGAUGGUGGCCAGGCCGGACUGUGGAUGAAUGGAACCCACGAGGCCCAGCAGAAACGACCAGCUGAGUCCGGCCAUCCGGCGGCAAAGCACUCGAGGGCUGGCGGCAAACUGCAGGAAAAAAUGAUGGAGACGAUUCCAUCAAGCGGUGGGCUAAAACGGCGCAAGAUGGAGCAGCCGAUUGCUGACACCCAAGAGACUGUCAAGCCGGCCAUACAGGAGGCUGCAACACAGGCCGAUCAGGCCAAAGAUACAGCCGUCGGUUCGGAUGCCACCGGGUCUGGAGACGGAGCCGAGACUUCCAAAGGCGUCAUCGAAGUCGACAUUGAGGAGAUGGAGAACUGGAUGGCCGAGGCUAAACGACGGCUGGCUGGCUACUCCAUCGUGAGGACGCAAGAGGAGUUGCAGGCCUUAGAGGACUGUAUCAAGGUGGGUCGACACACUUAUUGGUCCUCUCGAUUUCAUUACUCUCCUGUUUAUUACUUUCAUUUGCAUCACCUUAAAGUUGCUGCAUAUCUUGCAUUGUCCUUGGCGGUUGCUAUGGUACAAGACUCUUGA